GCUACCCGGGAGUUAUUACAAUGCCUGAGCCGGCCAAGUCUGCUCCUGCGCCUAAAAAGGGCUCCAAGAAAGCUGUUACCAAGACGCAGAAGAAGGGUGACAAGAAGCGAAAGAAGAGCCGCAAGGAGAGUUACUCUAUCUACGUGUACAAGGUGCUGAAGCAGGUGCACCCCGACACGGGCAUCUCCUCCAAGGCCAUGGGCAUCAUGAACUCCUUCGUCAACGACAUCUUCGAGCGCAUCGCCGGUGAAGCCUCCCGCCUGGCACACUACAACAAGCGUUCCACCAUCACUUCUCGGGAGAUCCAGACGGCCGUGCGGCUCCUGCUGCCGGGUGAGCUGGCCAAGCACGCAGUCUCUGAGGGCACCAAGGCUGUAACUAAAUAUACCAGCUCCAAGUAGAAAAUCACAAACCGACAGUUUUAACCCAAAGGCUCUUUUAAGAGCCACCAAUUUUUUCAAGUAGAAGGGCUGAAUUGCUGGUUUGGGGAGAUAAAUAAGUAACCUGAUGAUUUGCAUAUCCCCGUGAAGUGCUUGGUUUUUUUCAGAUAACUGAAUUGAAACUAUUUAAUUUUUGGAGGUAGAGAAAUUUUGAUUUGCAGCCUGCAUCCAGCAUAAAGGGUUGGCUGUUUAAAAUGAGCACGUAAUACUAGCUGGUUUUGAAUGUGACUAGAAAGCAGUGGCAACUGUGCCCCAGUGUUUUGGUAGCUCGCUUGGUUUUCAGAACUUGGGAGUCCCGUUGAGAAGGUAGGUGGACUUUUUAUUUUCGAAGAGCUUGAAUUCCUCUUCCUUACUACGUCCGGUAGAAAAUUCUGUUGUUAAGAACUUGCACUAUACCUGUAAAACAAUUAAAAACCAUUUAUGGCUCUUUCAGUCAAUAAUAAAUCAUUUGAAAGCAA
Molecule: messenger RNA, 898 nt
Organism: Melopsittacus undulatus (budgerigar)
Lineage: Eukaryota; Metazoa; Chordata; Aves; Psittaciformes; Psittaculidae
Product: histone H2B 1/2/3/4/6
Exons: 1
Coding region: 21-401 (126 amino acids)
Cellular component (GO): nucleosome
Molecular function (GO): DNA binding; structural constituent of chromatin; protein heterodimerization activity
Source: RefSeq, a predicted model, not a curated record